AUGGCAUUUGUUUCCAAUGGAUCUGAGUACGACUUUGUCGUCGUUGGCGGCGGUACCGCUGGCAAUGCAAUUGCUGGUCGUCUAGCCGAAAACCCUGAUGUCCGCAUCCUGGUUGUCGAGGCCGGAAUUCCCAACCCCGAUCAAAUCGAGCAGAUCACCACUCCCUCCAAGGCGUUCACCCUCCGCGGCAGCCAGUAUGACUGGUCCUACAAGACCACCAUGAUCAAGCGUGAAGAGUAUGAGCGAGUCGAAAAGCCCAACACUCGGGGCAAGGCCCUUGGUGGAAGUUCCUGUGCCAAUUACUUCACCUGGAUUCCUGGUUCCAAGCCCACCUUCGAUGACUGGGAGGCUUUUGGUGGCCGGGAUUGGAACUGGGACAACUGCGUCGACUAUCUGCGCAAGUGCGCUACAUACCACGACGAUGAGAAGCUUUACUCGGCCGACCUGGGCAAAAUUGGCACCGGUGGGCCCGUGCAGAUAUCUCAUGCCGACUUGGUUCCGGAAAUGAAGCCAUUCCGCGAUGCGCUCACCGAAGCUUGGAUUUCCAAGGGCCAGCCACUGAGUGAGGAUAUUUACUCGGGUGAGAUGAAGGGUCUCACUCACUGUGUUGAUACCAUCUACCAGGGUGAGCGCCAAGGCAGUUUCCUCUACCUGAAGAACAAGCCAAAUGUCACCAUUCUCUACGGAGUUCGGUCGAAGCAAUUGAUCAUCGAUCCCGUUACUCACAUCUGCUCCGGUGUCACUGUCGUCGGCGAUGAGUACAACACUGAGCUCAGCGUCUAUGCUAGCCGAGAAGUCAUUCUGUCGCAAGGUGUGUUUGAGACACCUAAGCUUCUCAUGCUGAGCGGUGUCGGCCCGGCCGAAGAGCUCGCCAAGCAUGGCAUUAAGCCUAUUGUCGAGUCUCCCCAUGUUGGGCAGCAUCUCUUGGACCACCCCAUCGUACCAUUUGUCCUCGAAGUCAAGGACGGCUACAGUCUGGAUGCGCACAUCCUCCGUCCUGGUCCACUGAAUGACCAGGCUGUCUCCACUUACAAGAACAGCAAGACUGGCCCCGCAAGCUCCGGAUUCCUUGAACUCGUCGGAUUCCCUCGCAUCGACGAGCGCCUGCAGAAAUACCCAGCUUACCGCGAGGCCAAGGCUGCUAACGGUGGACUCGACCCAUUCGGACCCGCUGGUCAGCCUCACUUCGAGCUUGACUUCGUCGGACUGUUCAGCAGUGCAUUCCAGUGGCACUACCCGAUGCCCGAGAAGGGUAGCUACAUGACUGUCAUUGUUGAUCUACUCCGGCCCCUCUCCGAAGGUCAGGUCACACUCAACAACGCGAACCCCAAAAACCAGCCAAACAUCAAUUUGAACUUCUUCGGCAAUGACCUGGAUAUCUUGGCUAUGCGCGAGGGCGUUCGCUGGACUUACGAUCUUCUUACCAAAGGUGCUGGAUUCAAGGACAUUGUUGUUGCUGAGUAUCCCUGGAAGAUGCCCCUUGAAUCCGAUGAGGAAAUGAACCGAGCUGUUCUCGAUCGCAGCCAGACUGGAUUCCACCCUUGUGGCACUGCUCGUCUCUCCAAGAGCAUUCACCAGGGUGUUGUUGACUCAAAGCUUCGUGUGCACGGAGUUAAAAAACUCCGAAUCGCGGAUGCCUCUGUCAUCCCUGUCAUCCCUGACUGCCGCAUUCAAAACUCGGUAUACAUGAUUGGCGAGAAGGGCGCGGAUAUCAUCAAGGCGGAACACAAGGAUCUGUAUGAAGCCAAGAACAUUCCCCUUCUCGUCUCCAGUAAGCUGUGA
Messenger RNA from Penicillium salamii, 1782 nucleotides. The record is from the annotation of a GenBank genome assembly. Lineage: Eukaryota; Fungi; Ascomycota; Eurotiomycetes; Eurotiales; Aspergillaceae.